This is a messenger RNA of Laetiporus sulphureus 93-53, 610 nucleotides long. RefSeq names its product 60S ribosomal protein L14. Gene Ontology annotation, cellular component: ribosome; cytosolic large ribosomal subunit. The transcript is spliced from 4 exons. NCBI's taxonomy places the organism in Eukaryota, Fungi, Basidiomycota, Agaricomycetes, Polyporales, Laetiporaceae. Gene Ontology annotation, biological process: translation; ribosomal large subunit biogenesis. The record is from RefSeq and is a predicted model, not a curated record. Bases 67 to 486 code for a protein of 139 amino acids. Gene Ontology annotation, molecular function: structural constituent of ribosome; RNA binding.
ACUUGAUUGAGAAUCUAUCCGUGGCCCCCACAAGACCGAGGCAAUCGACAAUCUCAAGCAUACAACAUGCCGGCAGCACAACCCUCGAACUUCAAGCGCUUCGUCGAGGUUGGCCGCGUGGUGCUUCUCAAUUCUGGUCCCCAGGCUGGGCAAAUCGCUGUGAUUGCGGAGAUUAUUGACCACAACCGGGCAAUCAUUGACGGCCCAACAACUGGCGUUCCCCGUCAAGCCUUCCCCUACCGUUACGUCACCCUCACGCCGUUCGUCCUCACCAAGCUUCCCCACGCUGCCGGCUCCGGCGUCAUUCGCAAGCAGCUCGAGAAGGAGGGCACCGUCGAGAGGUGGAACAAGUCGUCAUGGGCACAGAAGCGGGCUGCGAUUGAGAAGCGACGAUCGCUCAAUGAUUUCGAGCGAUUCAGCGUUAUGCUGGCGAAGAAGUCGCGGAGAGACACCGUGCGCAAGGCCAUCAAGAAGGCGUCUGCGUGAACGUUUUCUCGGAUGGAGAGUUGAGGCGGUGGUCUCGCAUCCCAUGUGGAGGGCGUUAUGUAUUAGCUGGGAUGCAUUUUCUCUGCGAUUGCGUUCCGUUAUGAUAUUUUUGCAUCGUCGUUUU